AUGAUAGAAAGCCAAACGGAAAGAUCAAAGAGGGUGUUAGAGAAGAAACAAACUCGAAGAAUAUUGCAAGACAAUCAAACAGAGAGGAUUGAGGAAAUAACUGAAAUAAAUCAAACAGAAACCAAAAAGACAGUGUCCGAAGUAAGUAAAACAGGGAAGUUAGAGAAAAUCAUUGAAGAACCAAAUAAAAUGCAGGAGAAUGCCCUUUUCUGUCGAUUAGUGCAGUUAAACCUGCUUUUUCCAAGGGCUAUUGGCCUGUUUUUCGUAAAGUUGGCAGAGAUAAUCAAUAGAUUGAAUUUCUCUAUUUUUGCAGUAGUAAGCAUUGCAAUUUCAUUAGCUGCAUUUGUAUUGGAUGAGGCCUAUUUUAGAUAUUUUGCACCAUCAAACAUUUCAAUAGCUGUUAACGACAGUCAAAUGAUGAAGUAUGCAUUUUCUAUAAAUAGAAAUGGAACCGGUGGAAUUUUACUUAAUGAAAGUCUUACAAAAAGACUUAUCACCUUUGGAUUAUCUUUUAUUGCACCACAAUUGAUUUUACUUUUAGUCCAUGUCUUCCAUCCCAAAAUACAGUCAGUUAUCAACACAAUGGUUGAUUCUAAUGAUAUGAAGCACUACAUUGAAAGAAUGCUGUCUGCAUUCUUGAUUGGAUGCACACUUAGCCUUAAACUCCACCCGAGCAUCACCUCUAAGCUUGAGAGCACUAGCAUGUGGGUCUUAGUGGCAUUGCUGAUAAUGUCUAUUGGAAUAGCCAUAUCACUUGCAUAUAAUUUAGCAACACCAAAGGAGUAUCCUCUUUGGAAAGUCUUUGUAAGAGCAGUAGUUUGUAUUUUGUGUAUUGAUUGUCUCUGUUUCCUACUGCCUUUUUUGUUUAAUACAUGUACUAAAAUGACGCCUUUCCUAUCAAUAUUCACAUCUGAGAGUACUAAAACUAAAGAGAAGUUUGAAAAGUUCUUCACUGAGCAUGAGUUCAAUCCCUAUAGCGUAAUUAUGUUACAUUUCACCAAUCCAAUGAAUUACAUAGGCGCAAUAAGGCCAUAUUUUAAACCAUUUAGGCUACUCAUUUUCUCCUCUGAUCUGCUAAACCAUACACCGGAAGACCUGAUUGGUGCAUUUAGGUAUCAAAUGAUGCAAUAUCACAGCCCAUACUUGAUAAGAUUGUCUAUCGUAUUACCUGUGAUGUUCCUUAUAUUCAUUCUCUUAAAUUACCAUUUUUACAGUGACAGAAAGAAUUACAACUUGAAAGCAACAUCCGAAGUUCUAUCAAAGAUAUUAGCAAUCGCCACAUGCUUGUAUUUUGCUUUGAAUUUGAUUUUACAAUUCUUAGAGCAUCAAAAUGACGUCCUUGCAGCUACUAAUAAGGAUUAUUGUGCUGGAUUAGCCAACUUUUUGUUGAAGAACACAGUUGAAAUGAUUAACAAGGGCCAUGAUUUCAGAAGUAGUGGACUGGUCUGUCAGAACUUCUCCCUGUUUAGAGACCAUUCAUCCAUUUACAACAGAGUUCUGAAAUUUUCAAAGAAGUUUCCGGAAAUGAUUGAGGUCACAAGCAACUAA
Vittaforma corneae ATCC 50505 is the source of this 1548-nucleotide messenger RNA. RefSeq lists its product as uncharacterized. NCBI's taxonomy places the organism in Eukaryota, Fungi, Microsporidia, Nosematidae. The record is from RefSeq and is a predicted model, not a curated record. The coding region runs from base 1 to 1548 and encodes 515 amino acids. The transcript has a single exon.